This is a messenger RNA of Cyprinus carpio (common carp), 5927 nucleotides long. Its product is annotated as E3 ubiquitin-protein ligase RNF123-like. NCBI's taxonomy places the organism in Eukaryota, Metazoa, Chordata, Actinopteri, Cypriniformes, Cyprinidae. Gene Ontology annotation, molecular function: ubiquitin-protein transferase activity; protein binding. The record is from RefSeq and is a predicted model, not a curated record. Gene Ontology annotation, cellular component: cytoplasm.
CACUUGAUCAUCCACGUGCAUUCAUCGCCGUCCUGCCGCUUGAUGUAUUUCUGUAGGUAAAGGCAGUGACUGUAGACACAUUUAAAGAGGAGAGCCGAACAACAAAAUCUGCUGAUCACAAACAAACACAGCACACCAAAUCUAUAAUUUAUAAUUUAUAAUUGAUCUGUCCAGUAGCAGUAUGAGCUCAAAGGGUGGCACUGCCCUGUCCCGACGCAGCUAUCGCCUGGCAUCUGACGCAGACAAUCCCAAAGUCACAGGUAUUGUCAAUGAGAAGUUACUGAGUGACUAUCUGCAGCAUGUGUUUCCUGCCUCCGGUAAGCAGGGACCGGCAUCAGCGGCGUACAGAAAAAGCCUGACGUUCCAGGAUCUCGGAGCUCAUCUGGAGAAGCUGCUGGCUGAAGAUAACGUCACCGAGGACAGCAGAGAUCAGAUAGAAGGCUGCCUUGGGCCUUUAACUGUUGUCCUGGAUCACAGCAGUGGCUUUGAAGGGCUGUUAUUUGUUGAUGAUGACCUUUUGGGGGUCAUUGGUCACAGUAACUUCAGCUCCAUCAGAGCCACCACGUGUGUUUACAAAGGGAAAUGGGUCUAUGAAGUUCUCGUCUCAUCUCAAGGCCUAAUGCAAAUCGGAUGGUGCACAUUGAACUGCAGAUUCAACCAAGAGGAAGGGGUCGGGGACACGCCGGACUCGUACGCUUACGACGGAAACAGAGUCCGCAAAUGGAACGUGACAACCACCAACUACGGCAAGUCUUGGGCUGCUGGUGAUAUCGUCAGCUGUUUGAUAGAUUUGGAUGAGGGAACCAUUACGUUUUGUCUUAAUGGACAGUCUCUUGGUGUUGCGUUCAGCAAUAUUAAGACAGGGCCGGGCGUCGCGUAUUUCCCUGCAAUCAGCCUUUCCUUCAAAGAAUCUGUAGCCUUCAAUUUCGGCAGCCGUCCUCUCAGGUACCCUGUGGAAGGUUACCUUCCUCUUCAAAGCCCACCAACCACUGACCUCAUCAAAGCCAACAGGCUUCUGGGAUACCUCAAGACAGUCCUGUCCACCUCCAUCGACACACAGGAGGAAAAGCUUGUGGAGAGAGACAGUGGAACCUGGCAGAUUCAAGGAGACCCCACCAUCCUGGUCACCCUUGCACAUAUAUUCAACCACUUCGCACCUCUCAUGUGCAAAGUGUACUUAGUGGAGGAUGUGCUGAUGAACUUCCUGUUGAGUAUAUUGGAGGGUGGAGGAUCUGUUGAUGAACAUCCUCUUAUACAACAGCUCCUGGACCUCUUCUGGCUUCUCAUGGAGGACCAUGAGGUGAACGAGUGUCUGAAACAGCUGAUGAUGUCACUGCUGAGAGCGUAUCGUUUCUCUCCCAUCAUCCCUGAUCUGGGCUUUCAGAUUCAUUACCUUCGUCUGACCACAGCUAUACUCCGGCAUGAGAAGUCCAGGAAGUACCUGCUCAGCAAUGUCCUGUUUGACGUGCUCCGGUCUGUGGUCUUCUUCUACAUCAAGACCCCUCUGAGAGUGAAGGAGGCAGGGCUGGAUGAGCUCAUCCCAACCACCUGGUGGCCGACACGCUUCGACAAAGAGGGCAAAGAUGAGAGAGACACGUGUGAGGAGACGGCCGAGGAGAGGCUGAGACGGCGUGCAUACGAGCGUGGCUGUCACAGACUGAAAAAGAGGAUUGAGGUUGUGGAGGAGCUGCAGGUUCAGAUCCUGAGGUUAAUGCUGAACAACAAAGACAAGGGGACGGGCGAAGCAUCUCGAUACAUUUUCCUCAACAAAUUCCGCAAGUUCCUUCAAGAGAACGCCAGCAAUAGAGGGAACCCCACAGUGUUGUGUCCUCCUGAAUACAUGGUGUGUUUCAUUCACCGGCUCAUCACGGCCAUCAGGAGCUACUGGGAUGAAGGCAAGAGAAAAAGCCCAGGAUCCAUCAGCAGUGAAGACGCGUACGUCCCUCCUCAGCUCUUCUACAACGGGAAGGUGGAUUACUUUGACCUUCAGCGUUUAGGAGGACUUCUCUCGCAUCUGAAGAAAACGCUCAAAGAUGACCUGGCUGCAAAAGCCAACAUCAUCAUAGACCCGGCGGAGAUCCAGGCCUCAUCCAUGGAUGAUCUGGAUGAAGAUGAGGAAACUGGAGCUGCACAGAGACCGUCUGGCGCUGUGGCCAUGGGUGGCGCUUUGGCCCGUCCCAGCUGGUUGAGUUCCCCGACGCUGGGCAGAGCCAACCGCUUCCUGAGCACCGCCGCCGUCAGCCUCAUGACCCCUCGACGACCCCUCGCCCCGCCGGAGAAAGUCAAAGUCCGGACCCUAGCCGUGGAGCAGAGAACUGAGGAAGACAUCGAGGGAAGCCAUGGUAACGAUGGGCUGUUGCUGGGGCGACCGCUAGAAGAGCCUGACCAGCCAAUCACAGAGAAGUCCCUGCUGGAGAUUCUGGACGGGGUUGUGAUGAUGUACAAUCUGAGCGUUCAUCAGCAGCUUGGCAAGAUGGUGGUUGUGUCGGAUGAUGUUCACGAGUAUGCCGUUGCCCUAAAGGACACGGAAGAGAAGAUCGCCCGAUGCCCGAGCAGAAGGCUGGAUAUUUUAGAAGAGUUGCAGAAGAGCCAAAAAGUGUUUGCUGAAAAGCUGAACCACCUGAGUCGCAGACUGGCCUGGAUCAACGCCACCAUCUACUCCAAGGAGAAGAUGCUGGAUGUGUACUGGCUCCUGAGGGUGUGUAUCCGCACCAUCGAGCAUUCGGACAGCACAGGCUCCCUGUUCGCAUUCAUGCCCGAGUUCUACCUCAACGUGGCCAUGAACAGCUACAGCGCCCUCAAAAACUACUUCAGCCCCUCCAACUGCAUGGAAGAACUUCCAGGUUAUGAGGAAACGCUCACUCAGCUCGCAGCCAUUCUCGCCAAACACUUCGCUGAUCCGCGCAUCGUUGGCACUGAUAUCAAAGAUUCACUGAUGCAGGCUUUAGCCAGUUACGUGUGUUACCCACAAUCCCUGCGUGCCGUCGAGAGGAUCCCAGAAGAACAGCGGAUGGCUAUGAUGAGGAACUUACUGGCUCCAUAUGAACAGAGACCUUGGGCUCAAACCAACUGGAUCCUGGUUCGUCUUUGGAGGGGUUGUGGCUUUGGCUACAGGUACACACGUCUGCCUCAUCUGCUGAAGACCAAACCUGAGGACGCCAACCUGCCCAGCCUGCAAAAGCCCUGUCCAUCACUACUGCUGCAGAGACACAUGGCUGAACUCCUUAGUCAAGACAAAGACAUGGCUGCCAGUUUCCUCAAUAGCGUCUUAAACCAGCUCAACUGGGCCUUCUCCGAAUUCAUUGGCAUGAUACAGGAGAUCCAGCAGGCAGCUGAGCGUCCUGAGAGGAAUUUCGUGGACACGCGGCAGUUAAAGGUGUGCGCGACCUGUUUUGAUCUCUCUGUCAGUCUGUUACGGGUCCUGGAGAUGACCAUCACUCUAGUGCCGGAAAUAUUCCUGGACUGGACCCGCCCCUCCGCCGAGCUGCUGCUGCGCCGAUUGGCUCAGCUUCUGAACCAGGUCUUAAAUAGAGUCACGGCAGAAAGAAACCUUUUUGACAGGGUGGUCAACUUGCGCCUCCCAGGCCUGGAGAGUGUCGAUCACUACCCCAUCCUAGUGGCUGUUACAGGAAUAUUGGUGCGCAUUCUGGUCGACUCCGAUAAACAUGGGAUCUCAAGGGCUGCAUCUGUGCUGCUGUCAGAUCCUUGCUUCCAGCUCCGCUCCAUCCAGUACCUGCUAGGAGAAGGAGACGCCGGAGCCACCAGUGCCGACCAAAAACACUUCUCUCUGCACACAUAUACGGACUACAUCAGCACGGAGGAAGAGCAGAAGGUAGAGCGGAUGCUAACGUUCCUGACGGAGGAGUCCAAGCAGGCAGCUGCCAGCACAGCGCCGACCAGCGAGGACGAUCUCUGCCCGAUCUGCUAUGCACACUCCAUAUCAGCCAUCUUCAAGCCCUGCUCCCACAAAUCCUGCAAGGCCUGUAUAAAUCAGCACUUGAUGAAUAACAAGGACUGCUUCUUCUGCAAGGCCACUAUCACUGGAGUGGAUGAUUACACCAAACCAGCCAGCUCUUAGUGCGCCCUUCACACACACACACACACACACACACACACACACGCACACACACAUUUGGUGUUCAAAAUCCACAUUAUGUACACUUUCCCCAAAGAAUUCACUUCAGAAACACACAUAUUCAGGUCGUUUCUACUCAGUCCAUGUACGGUCACCGUCCCAUCACUGUUGCUUCUGCCAGCAUUGCCCAUCUGCACUGGCGUAUCAUAACAUUUUGUCCUCUGACGAAUGGAACGAGGCCGUGCAAGGCAGUAGUUCUUCCCUAGUGUCUUUGUGAUGAGUGGAUGAGAUCCUGUUUAGAGCCGCGCUCGUGGUGCUUCUGAAGGAGCAGCAGAGAAGCUGAAUGUGGAAGAUCUGCUGAGAGUGAUGGGGAGAGGAAAUGAGAGAUUUCAUCUCUCACCACUGUCUCAAUCUUUUCUUUUCUUUUUUAAUUCUCAGCUUUUCCUUUCACCGUCUUUUGUCUCAUCUCAUUUCUUCUCGUCUCUUCUCACAAACUCUGGUUAUAUAUUAUCAUAUCAGGAAGUCAGAUAUAACUCAGUGCUAGUGAACAGUUUUUCAUAUCACUCUGUAUUUGCUAACGUUUUUAUACUCAGUACUGACAGCCAUAUUUGACAUAAUGACUACAUGUAGUGUCACACUAAGCAGAACCUACAAUCACUUCUGAUUAUUGUACAUGAUUUUCUACAUGAAAAGAACAGAGGAAAAAGAAACGCAUCUACACAAAGCUUUUACACGCGCCUGUCAUAUAAUAUGUAAUAAAUGUCUUUUAUUACAGAUUUAUGAAGCAUCAUAAAGGAUAAAAGAGACAGUGUCAGAACAUGGACAGUUUACACUGAGACGUGAAUGCAGUUUGAUCUGUGAGACAGUGAUAACGGUUAUUGUUCCUCCACCGCAUUUUCUCCAUUCGGACGGCUUUCACGUUUGAUCUUUCGUUAUAAUGGUGUGGUGUUUAUGAAUGUUAUCAAACAACCCUCCGCUUUCUUCAUACCCAGAUCUUUCCUUCAGUCUGUUCCAUUAGGAGUGCCUAGACUGCUGUUUUUGUUGCAGAACACCAACAGACAUCUAGAUUUAAGUGCUUUGCUGUUGUGUGCAUGGGGUUAUCUUUCCCAGAAUCCUUAGCUAAUGGAUUAUGUUACACUCGGGCUUUGCCUGCACUCAGAAUCCAUUGCCUUGCCACAGCUCCCUUAAAAGGAUAUUCAGCCAUUGACAACUGCAAUUUUCUACACCAAAUAAAAGUCUAGUGGUGCAACCCAGUUUUAAAACCCACUAAAUAUUAGAUGGAGUGAGCCAAGACUGGAGGUGGACCGCAGCUUUGACUGUCACAAUACAGGACGCAUUGUUAAAACAAGUUGUACAGAAUUCAUCACACGCUUCUUACUAAUGCACACAGACUGUUUAUUUAACACGCAGACAAUUUGCUAUGACCGAUAAACCACUGAACUUCCAAACACUGCAUCAUAAGUAUGAAUUAUCAAAACCAAAAUAGUAUUUGGGUCACUACUUCUCACAUUUGGACUGUUAAAGCAUUUCUCACGGUGUGGUGUAAUGUUGUUUUUAAAAGGGGGUGCAUGAUAUGAAAGUAGAACCCCCCUCUAUAGUUUACUUAAAGUGUGUGCGCGCAUUUGCGGUGAGUGUGUGCCGACAACUUUAAUUUAAGGGUUUCCACUCUCAGGCAUCUGCUAUUGUUGUCAAAGGGAUUAUAGAUUAGUUAAGCAAUAUUUAAAUGACUGUUGAUGUCUUUUUUUUUUUCUUCCUUUUUUUUUUUAAGAAAGAUGACAUGGCAUUUUUUGGUUCUUUCACUUUUGUGAGAGUGUACAUGUAUUGAUAUCAGCAUUAAAUUAUUUAUCCUAAA